Messenger RNA from Marasmius oreades (fairy-ring Marasmius), 1551 nucleotides. RefSeq lists its product as uncharacterized. Bases 1 to 1551 code for a protein of 516 amino acids. Gene Ontology annotation, molecular function: heme binding; oxidoreductase activity, acting on paired donors, with incorporation or reduction of molecular oxygen; iron ion binding. Lineage: Eukaryota; Fungi; Basidiomycota; Agaricomycetes; Agaricales; Marasmiaceae. The transcript has 12 exons. The record is from RefSeq and is a predicted model, not a curated record.
AUGACCUUCCUAUCACUCCUCCCUACCGACAUCUCCACUUCUUUUCUCAGUGUGGUCGUCCUUUUCCUCGCAUAUCGAUAUGUGAACGCGUAUCGUGUUAAGGCUAAGUUGGACGGGAUCCCCACGGUCGGCCACAACGGAAUCUUCUCUUCGUACAUCACCGCUUGGCAACUUCUCAAGGAUGGGAGAGAUGUUAUCGAAGAAGGUUGUCGGAAGUACCCCAAUCGGGCGUUCAAAGUUCCAACAAUGCAAGGCUAUCACAUCGUCGUGAAUGGGCCAAAACUCGUGGACGAACUUCGUCGGGCAAACGAGGAUGAUCUGUCGAUUAUGGCUGCAAUGACGGAUACCCUUAAAGCAAUCUACACUAUCUCUCCCACCGUUAACGAGAACCCGUACCACGUAGACGUGAUCCGUACGCCGCUCACGAGGAAUAUCGGUGCACGGUUUCAUGAAGUACAGGAUGAAAUACGUGCUGCAUUCAAAGACAACAUCCCUAAUGCAGAAGAUGACUGGGUUGAGAUAUCCGUCGUUAAGCCAAUCCGAAACAUCGUUGUUCGUGCCUCCAAUCGGUUGUUUGUAGGAUUACCCUUAUGUCGUGACCCGGACUACUGCGAUCUCAAUAUCUCAUUCACGAUUAGUGUCGUAGUAAACGCUACGGUCAUAUCCCUCUUUCCAAAAUUCUUACAUCCAAUUGUCGGUCGCAUUUUCACAGUUGGAAAAUCUAGCCUUCGAAGGGCGCUUAAACAUUUGAGGCCUGUUAUUGAAGAACGAAUUAGGAUGGAUAGAGAGCACGGGAAAGAUUCGUAUCCCGACGGAAACCGUCCGAACGACUACAUUUCCUGGCUCAUCGACACAUCUGAACAAAUGGGCGAGGACUGGCAAAGAGGCUCUGUCGAAGAUCUCGCUCUUCGAGUUUUGGCUGUCAAUUUUGCAGCAGUCCAUACUACUUCCAUGGCAUUCACCCAUGCACUUUAUCACCUAGCCGCCAACCCACAGCUUGCACAACCUCUUCGGGACGAACUAGAGGCCGUGACAGGCAAGGAGGGGUGGUCAAAAGUUGCAAUGGUUCAACUCAAACUCAUGGAUUCCUUCUUGAAAGAGUCACAAAGACAUAUCGGAGCUGGAGCCAUCGGUGUCGUACGUAUUACCCAGAAAGAUUUCCGAUUCUCAGAUGGAACUAUUGUCCCUGCUGGGCUUAGAGUCGGAAUUCCUACUUAUCAAGUUCAUCAUCAAAAGGACGUCUACACCUCUCCGGAAUCCUUCAUCCCAACCCGCUUCUUCGACCUCCGAGCUCAAGAAGGCGAAAGCGUCAAACAUCAGUUCGUCACUCCAACUCCUGACUGGGUCGUAUUCGGAUCAGGGAAACAUGCUUGUCCUGGGCGGUUUUUUGCAGUCAACGAAAUCAAAGCAAUGAUUGCAUAUGUUCUCUUGAAUUACGACGUCAAAUUCAGAGACGAUGCACCGGGAUUUCCUCCAUCUCUGUUCUGGGGAGGCAACGUCGCGCCUAAUCAAUCUGCGAAGGUGAUGUUUAGGAAGCGGAAGGUCCUAUAA